AGUAUAAACGGUGAGCUUUGCUUUCACUUUUGAAUCUUUGAACUGGAUAUAGAGAAACACACACAGGCGAGGACUGAAAGUUAACAUUACAGCACGAACAGAGUAAGAUGGACGAAAAAUGUACCAUUCCUCCGUCAAGCAAAACCCAGCUGGAGGUGAUGCUGACAUGCCCAGUGUGCCAUGACAUCUUUAAGGACCCGUGCCAGCUGCCCUGUGGGCACAGCUACUGUAUGGUGUGUCUGGAGGGCAUGAGAGACUUUGGUUCAGACAUACCCUUCCGCUGCCCAGACUGCAGGUCCUACUUUGGGUCCACGAUUGAGGUCCAGAAGAGCUAUGCCCUGGCUAACAUCGCAGAGGACUACAGAGAAAACCUAAAGGCUAAGAAGACAGAGAUUGCAUAUUGUGACUGCUGUCCAGAGAAACAGAGCCUGGCAGUGAAGACGUGUCUGAAGUGUGAGGUGUCACUGUGUCAGGAGCAUGUCCAGCAUCACCUGCAACUCCCUGCCUACAUUGGACACCCUCUGGUCAAACCCCUGGGGGACCUGAGCAGGAGGAGGUGCCCUGAGCAUGAGGAUGAGGUGCUGAGGUACUACUGCUCCAUGUCGAAAACCUACAUCUGUAAUAUCUGUGCCUUUGACAAGAAGCAGAUGAACCUCACCGUCGACACCACCAACGUUCUGGGGAGAAAACUGACUGCAUUUAUGGAGCAGCAUUUCCAGUUGCUAGAGGGAAAGGUACAGGAAUGCAAGGACUCUGUCAGCAAGUUGAAAGAAGACUUCAAAAACGAAAGGCAGAAGUCUAAUUCCAAAGACUCCAGCAUUAACAGUGUAACUGUGGUUUUACUGUGCCUCUGGUUCAUUGCCCUCUAUUAUGCAUAUAGUUCCUCUGUGGAAAAUAAAAACCUCACAGAUACACUGAAGAAACAGGAGACUCUCUUGCAUAAUGUCUACUCCUCAGUGGCAGAAUUCAUAGAUGACAAUCCACCAAAGGGCUACAGUAAUGCAGACACCAGAGGAGCCCAACGUGCUCGGACUCUGGACGUAGACUCGGCCAGCCCUUUUCUCAAAGUGUCCCUGGAUCUCCAGUCUGUGGAGAGGGUGGAGAACAAACUGUCCCUCCCCAGCCACCCCUCCCGUUUCGACAAAGCCCCCCAGGUUCUUACCACCCAGUGCUACUCCUCUGGGAGACAUUACUGGGAGGUGGAGGCCGAGGGCUACUGGAACAUCGCUGUGUCCUACCAGAGCAUUAAGCGUAAGGGGACUGAGGACCCAGUUUUUGGCCUCAACAAGGAAUCCUGGAGCAUCACACACAAUGAAAAGGGCAACCUGUUUGCCUACCACAACAAGAUGAAGAGCGAGAUCGCCAAUUCCUUGAAAGGCAACAGAGUGACAGUGGUGGUAGACUUUGGGAAGGGAACCAUCACCUUUUCUGAGGGGAAUAUCAGCCUGACCAAGCUGCACCAGUUCAAUUCUCAGCUCAGUCAGCCUCUGUGCCUGGGGUUUGGCCUGUACCGCGUAGAUCCUCCCAGUAGAGCCACCAUUAUAGAGACCCAGUAGUGGCCUUAUGUGGGUAUUGUCUCUGCUGAACCAAAUACUGUAAAUUAAUUUUCUCAGGUUUCUUUUAUACAAAUAAUGUUGACAUGAUUCUAUUGCAUCUUGAUGAAAUAAAUGUUUUAAUGAUUGUGUUUCCUAAUGUAUGCAUGUCUAUCAACGCCUCCUGUGUGCAUACCCGCGGGAAGUAGCACCCCAAUAAAUAAAUAAAAACUAGGCCUUUAUUACACUUGUAUGAGCGGAGAAUAUUUAUUAUUUUGUUUAAUGUAAUGGCUGUAUUAAGUAAAUUCAGAGUGAGAGGCUCAUAUUAAAGAAAUGCUGUCUCCCCUACUGUUGGUCUGUCGCAGCCAUCCCCUUUAGCACUGAAACAUUAUUCACCGCUACUCACAGUAAAUGAGACACCAGAGAGUUUGAGCUCCAUCUUCAUUGCUCUUUUAUUAAAAAAGGGAAUAACAUGAAAGUCAAAUUGGCCUUGAUUUCUGCAGUCAUUUAUUCACACCGGACUGGACACAGUGGACUUUUAUUUUGCAAUAAUGAAAAGUAAGUGUCUUGGCCCUACAGCCCACUAAACUAUAUGUAAAAAGAAAGGAAGAGUGUUGCAUGAUACGCCACUUUUCUCAAUCUGAUAUUUUCACUAUUUCCUGACUCGGUUUCUUAAAAAAGAGACGCUGAGAAAUGUUUUUUGAGAACCUAAAGGCAACCAACAAAAGAAAGAUGGGUAUCAAAUAUAUUUAUCCAAA
This is a messenger RNA of Coregonus clupeaformis (lake whitefish), 2290 nucleotides long. Its product is annotated as E3 ubiquitin/ISG15 ligase TRIM25. The transcript is spliced from 8 exons. Bases 108 to 1556 code for a protein of 482 amino acids. Lineage: Eukaryota; Metazoa; Chordata; Actinopteri; Salmoniformes; Salmonidae. Gene Ontology annotation, molecular function: zinc ion binding; protein binding. The record is from RefSeq and is a predicted model, not a curated record.